UUACCGAAUUUCACACAUAACAAAGAGCGACGAGAACGCAUUCGCAGCGCUGAUUAUUUUCAAUAACACGUUCACGUAAAUAAAGUUUAGUAAGGAGGCGAGGAAAAACUUUUUAUUGCUUUCGGAAAUCUGUGAAAGUGUACUUUACUGUGAGUGACAAAACAUUUGGAUUUUGUUUGUGAUUCAUAAAAAAACAUUGUGUAUACUGUAACUCUGUUGAUAAAUGCAUUUUCGUUCGUGUUUGGAUGUUUAAGAUAAAGAUGGUGUAUAUGGCUGAUUCAGAAGACUGAUAACUAUUAUAUCGAAGCCAUUUAGAAUGUACUCAUGAGGAGGAUCCUAAGGACGGGCUCGUUUCAGGUUGUGGUCCUCGAAAGAGUCCAAAUACUGCAAUGACUACUGCGAUGGCAGCUCACCAGGAAUCUAUACACGAGAGACUCCAGCCGGCGUCAGAGGAACCCCUGUAUUUGCAUCAUGGAACCGCGUCAUGGGCCACGGAGGCGUCGGACAACCACGAAGAUCAUAGUACCGACAUGUCUCCAUACUAUAACAUGCCUAAAAGAAACAAACGGAAGAACUUCAAGCCCAGGUGUGCUCCAAACGCUACGACGUUCUCUGAUGAUUCCAACGGAGAACACUGCGACGUCGAGAGUCCUGUCAAUGGAAAUGAUAGAACUACACCGGACCAACUGGUCGAAGAUGAAACUGACGAUGGAACCUUUGCAAAAAUUGGAGUUAAAAACUUCAAUCUUCUAAAAGGAGGAGCGGUCGAUCUCAGUAGAAGAUUAAGUACUGAUUCAAAUGAAAACAUAGAUUCGAAUUAUCAAAAUAGUAUAGUCGAUGAUAAGAAAGUUGAUUCUUUCCAACGUUCUUAUAUACAUAGUUUACAAAUAAAUCAAGAAGCUGAAAGAGAAAGGACCGUCUUAAAUUUCAGCAGUUUACAGAACAAAACCUUUUGUGCCAAAAAUCCUUUUGCUAUAUCACAGUUAAUAAAAACUAACUCACCUCCGAGAAGAAGGGAAUCCGAUUCUGACGAGGACAAUAAAGAUCAUGAUAUUAACGCCAAUGAGAGAUUAGGAGAAGGUCAAGAAGCAAAUGAAGUGGCGGAACCACAACAUAAUGGUGAUAUAAAUAAUACAACAAAUAGAAUCUUAAGAGACUAUGCUAUAAAUACAAUGAAGGAAUUUUUAGGAAUAUAUGGUUUGUCUUCUAAUGAAGUAGCCGAUGCUAUAAACGGACAAAUACGAAACUUGGAAGCACUUCAAGGUAAACCUAUAACUCAGUUGCCGAUGAGCUUGAAACGUAGACACGAUUCAGGCGAUGGCAUUGAUAGGAGCUUGAGAAGGUCGUCAUCUGCGACUGAAGAUGAAGGCUCCACGAACAUAACACCACCUAAAACCCCAGACAAUGAUAUAGAAGCUCAAAGACAAAGAGCAUUACAGAUAAUCAACCAACAAUCAAUGAGGUUGUUUGGCAGAUCUCAAAGUCAAGAGGAAGAUGGCAGCGGUUCGGAUGACGGCGACCAGACUCUUGAUCUGAGUGUUUCGAGAGACGCGGAUGGCCAGGAACAAUCCACAACUUCAAGUACUGGCAACAGCGUCUCCGAAUUCGAACAACAAAACCUUCUCAUGAGAAAGAAUUUAGAAGAUUUAGCCAAUUUACAAAUGCAGGGAUUCUUUCAAAAGCAAUCAAUGAUGGACGCUGACGAUUCACAAGAAAGAAAAUUACAAGCAAGUGGUCGCAACAUCCUCGCUCAUUGAAUCCACAGGACCGCUCCAAUUCAGCCCCCAAUGUGUGCAUCAAUAUGGUACAACGUCCAAUAACCCUCGCUGAACACCAGAGGAAAAACAAUCAGAGCAACAACUCACCGCAGUCCAACAAGUACCUGACAUCGGGCAGACACAACAAAGAGGAUAAAGACAAGGGCACAGAUCAGCAAAGUCACAGCACACAGGCCUCACCGACGGGCACGUUGCGGCCGCGACGUGCGCGAGCGCGCUCUGCCGACGAGUCGUGGAAACACGCGCUGUCGCCGCGAGAGAGCUACGACGACUGGGUCAUACAUGCAGACGAGAUACUCAUCGGACCUCGCAUCGGUAUACAUACAUCUCAUACAUACAACAUACAUACAAUCUA
Molecule: messenger RNA, 2133 nt
Organism: Papilio machaon (common yellow swallowtail)
Lineage: Eukaryota; Metazoa; Arthropoda; Insecta; Lepidoptera; Papilionidae
Exons: 11
Coding region: 390-1757 (455 amino acids)
Source: RefSeq, a predicted model, not a curated record